Molecule: messenger RNA, 486 nt
Organism: Tremella mesenterica DSM 1558
Lineage: Eukaryota; Fungi; Basidiomycota; Tremellomycetes; Tremellales; Tremellaceae
Exons: 1
Coding region: 1-486 (161 amino acids)
Source: RefSeq, a predicted model, not a curated record
AUGUCCUCAAUAUCUUCUGUCCCUUCGUGUUCCACCGAUCGAAACAAUGAUAUCAUGACUCGUACGCCAGAUUGUGGUAAGUUACCUUCAGGAGUAACAAGUCAAGCGGUCCAUUCGAUCAACUUGCCGGGUGGUGGUCGACCCGAUGGUGACAACAUCAAACCCUGGGAUAAAGAACUGGUAGACUUCUUCGGGAGGGAUAUCUUGGAAAGUCGAGCCGAAACCAGAACUUGUGCUCCGUCUGUCAGAGAGACCUCAUCUACUGCCCUUUGCAUGCACAAUGGCACGGGAGUAGUGGAGCACGGUUCUUUAGAACCAGGGAUGGGUCAGCAUCGGUCUGACGGACUUGGGUCGGGUCUGUCAGAUACAAAUGAGGGUGAGACGCCCCCGAUGAACCACCCACCGGGGCAGACUCCAGCUUCGAUAGCAGACACGAGUCUGGAGAAUGGUUGGGUCGUCGUUGAUACGCCUCAAGGUCAGAAGUAA